This is a messenger RNA of Pecten maximus, 1122 nucleotides long. Its product is annotated as nicotinamide N-methyltransferase-like. NCBI's taxonomy places the organism in Eukaryota, Metazoa, Mollusca, Bivalvia, Pectinida, Pectinidae. The coding region runs from base 138 to 902 and encodes 254 amino acids. The transcript has 4 exons. The record is from RefSeq and is a predicted model, not a curated record. Gene Ontology annotation, molecular function: N-methyltransferase activity. Gene Ontology annotation, cellular component: cytosol.
ACCAAGCUUAGAUCAGGAGCGAUAACGCUUGUCGAAGUCUAUUUCAAAGAGACCUUCAAACUGAUAUCAUCAGACACGUUUGCGAUCUGUAAGGACCACAUCUCUUUUCGCUAGUUUAAGCUGAACAAUAUUCAAAGAUGGAAGAUCGGCCACAGACGGAGGAUUAUGCUAAGUUUGAUCCCGAAUGGUACCUUGACAACUAUAUAGGGACUGAAGAGGCCUCCAUCAAUAUGAGGCUUGAUCUCAAUAUCUACCACCGAUUCUUCAGCCAAAAUCCAAUUCGUGGUAAGCGUCUCCUUGAUGUUGGUACUGGCCCAUCCAUUCACACUGUAAUCUCGGCUAGUAAUCACGUAGACGAGAUCUUCCUAUCUGACUACACAUCUCAGAACCGUCAAUACCUAGAGAAAUGGCGAAGUGGGAAGAUAGAUCAUCCGAAAAUGAUGAUUGACUACGUCAGCAGUCUGGAUGGUCGCACGGUGACUGCUGAAGAAAGAGAAAAGGAGAUAAGACAAAAGGUCAAAGGCAUUGUACCUAUAGACGUGACGUCACAGCAACCUCUCGGAAGUGACUAUGACGGAGCACCUUUUGACAUCAUAGUUACAAGCUAUUGUUUCGAGGCGGCAGUAAGUAAUGUUGCAGAAUAUAAAAGCUGUAUCGAGAAUGUUUCCACACUUCUGAAGAAGGGUGGGUACCUCGUCCUCGCGGCUUGUUUGGAGGGAGGACUUUACCAAGUUGGAGAGUACAAUUACCGUACGAUAAAUAUCUCCAGGAAGCAAAUAGAUUCUGCAAUGGCCGAAACAGGAUACAAAACCAUAGCUGCCGAGGAAAUUCAAGGAACUGCAGUUGAUGCACAGCUUCAAGACUUCAGCUCAUAUUAUUUUAUUGUUGGAUCAAAGUGUUAGUUAAUUCAUUCAUUGUAGGUUAUCAAAAAAAUAUGAUAAUAUAGAAUAAUAUACAUUUUUAAUCUGGUAAUUGAAGUGCUAAUAGCAAAUUUCUUGUCAAUUCAAAACUCGAUAGCAAUGAUUAUAGUUAAAUAAGAGUUAACAUGUGUUAUUAAGGGAAAUUAUUAUGGCGAGUGUCCUGACUGUAACAACUGAUACUAUUAAAACGAUAAAUCUUCAA